GAUGCACACGCCAUUACAAUUCUUUUCCUAUAUAUAUUCCCAAACACUUAGUUCCUUUUAGGCGUUGAGCUAUAUUCUUACGCGAACAACUACACAUUCUCAAUAUGUCUACCACCCCUACUCCGCACCAUGCUGGAGCACCAUCACUAGAAUUGAAGCUUGAUCAAAAAAAGAUGGAAAUCAAACCCAAAGACCUCAGCAUCGUGUGGGGCAAAGACAAUCGAUACUGGAGCGUCCCGGAUGAUGGGGCCGCGGCAGAGCUGUACCAGGUGUCGUGGCUGGAGGUGACGGGUUGUGUGAGCAAAACCGAACCGGGUAAGGAGUACGAAGUCGGGUUUCAACUAUCGUUCACGGCCGAUGCAUUCGGGUGGAGCGGCUCUCCGGUUUACAUUUUGGCCAAGAGAGGAAAAAACGCGAAAUUCAAAGGGAAAAAGUUCCCCCUCGACACCUCAAAAGAGAGCGAGGAAAUCAAGACCAAGAUUGAUGCAAUCAAUAAUAAUUCAACCACAGAUGAAGCUGAAGAUGCCAAUGCAAAAGAGGAGAAUUCAAAGGUUUGUUUUGGUUUGUAUGAAGUUUGGCGUGGCAAGUGGAAGGGAGGUCUCAAGAUUCAUCAUGCUUUUAUACAUGAAGUCGAUUGAUUAUUUUAUCAUCAUAUGUUAAUAAUUUCAAUGCUCUUCACUACAUUAAUAAAGGAUCAUGAAAUUAUUUAUGUAUACUUGGAAAACUACUUGCUAAUUCAAUAAAAUCUUACUAUUUCAUUGUGAUCCA
Molecule: messenger RNA, 768 nt
Organism: Salvia splendens (bonfire salvia)
Lineage: Eukaryota; Viridiplantae; Streptophyta; Magnoliopsida; Lamiales; Lamiaceae
Product: protein PHLOEM PROTEIN 2-LIKE A9
Exons: 3
Coding region: 105-638 (177 amino acids)
Source: RefSeq, a predicted model, not a curated record